AUGUCAAGAGUCAUAAAGGAGGUGGUGAACACCACAUGCCUGCAGCGGCAUAGGAUCUCCUAAGAGCAGUGGAAAGUGACUAUCUGGUCCUUCAUCGUCUCCAUCUGGUGCGUCCAGAGGUUUCUUAGAACAUUAAUUAUGAUGAUUUUGUCCACCACACUUUCCAAAAAGAGAUGCCUGUUAUUGAGCAACCUGUUUGUCAUUGGCGGUGCUGUGAUGAUGCUGUUGAGCAAAACGGCCAUGUCCUUUGAGAUGAUCAUGGUUCGACAUUUCCUCUACGGCGUUAAUGCAGGUGUUAGCCUCCAACCAAUGUGGUAAUGUAAUGUACCCUUUAAAGGCGGUGAGGAAUGGUGGUUUGUGUCUGUAGCCACCUUUGUGUCUAUAGGGAAGUUCUCAGGUCAGCUUCUAGGGAUCAGUGAGUUAUUGGGGACAGAGGACAGGUGGCAGUGGUUGCUGGGCUUCAGUGGUGCGACCGCCCUGCCCUAGCCUGCCACCCUGCCCCUCCUCCCAGAGUCACCCCGAUACCUGCUGCUGGACCGGGGCGACCACCAGGGCUGUGAGAAAGCCAUCCGCAGGCUGUGGGGCAGCAGAGACCACAGUGUGGAGGGAGAGAUGCUGGUGGAGCACGCCUCCCUGAUUGGGGUCCGCAGCCACACUGUGUUGGACCUGGACCAGGCCAUAAGCUGGCAACUCCUCACCAUCCUCGUCACCUUCAAUGCUAUGUGCCUUUACUAAUUUGAAGUGUUCCAUAUGGCAAGGAUCCCCACCCACCAGUUGCGCCAUGUUGCCUUGGGAACCGGUCUGUGUGAGAUUUCCGCCUGUGUGAGUCUUAUAUGCAUGUUCGCCAUUGAUAGCACAGGAAAAAGGCUGCUCCUCUACAGGGAUUACCUAUGCAUGGCAGUUACCCAUGGUCUUCGGUCACUCUACCUGCAGAUCCAAAUCUCCUGGAUCCCUUACUGCAGUAUAGUUCUCAUCUUCACCUUCUUCUUCUCCACUUCAACCAGUCGUUCAAGUCAGCAGCCUUCACUAUCGGCGCACCCUCAACAGUGGUGAGCA
This is a messenger RNA of Salvelinus fontinalis (brook trout), 1056 nucleotides long. It is a transcript of the gene slc2a11l, whose product is annotated as solute carrier family 2 member 11, like. Lineage: Eukaryota; Metazoa; Chordata; Actinopteri; Salmoniformes; Salmonidae. Gene Ontology annotation, cellular component: membrane. Gene Ontology annotation, molecular function: hexose transmembrane transporter activity. The record is from RefSeq and is a predicted model, not a curated record. Gene Ontology annotation, biological process: monosaccharide transmembrane transport.